This is a messenger RNA of Saprolegnia parasitica CBS 223.65, 1140 nucleotides long. RefSeq lists its product as hypothetical. Bases 8 to 1108 code for a protein of 366 amino acids. The record is from RefSeq and is a predicted model, not a curated record. The transcript is spliced from 4 exons. Lineage: Eukaryota; Oomycota; Saprolegniomycetes; Saprolegniales; Saprolegniaceae.
GUUCAAAAUGGCGACGACAGCACCGACGUGGCCAACGCUGGCAUGGGACGACGUCCAAGCCGACCUUGAUGCAAUCCUCUCGACCAAGGCGACGGGUGCGCAAGAGGCGCCGCUAGCUUUGGAUGCGGAGGAUGGCAAGGCCGAUCCUUGCGGCGAUGAGCAGGCCAAGAUUCGGGCGCUGGCGACCGAGAUCUUCCGCGUCCAUGCCAGCCUCACGACCGCGCGCGAGCGCAUGCGCUGCAACGCGUCGCUCGUGCGUGUCAUCCAGACAUAUCUCAUGGCGUCCAAGAUGGAUCCCGCCGACUCGAACACGAAGGCCCUCGCGCUGCAAUGGCUCGCGUCCAACGCACACGACUGGGCGGUCACAACGUCGGACCUCGACGAGUCGGCGCUUCUCGACUGCAUCCGCGACGACAUCCUCCACGCUAGCACCAAGGACGACUUUUUGAAGCAUUUCGAGUCGGCGACGCACGAGUCCAUUUCCUUCCCCGUGCCCGCGCCGGCAACAACGGCGCCGCCAACAUCGUCGCUCCUCGGCCCGGUCCCAGAGGUGACGGCGAUCGAAGCGUACCAAGAUGCCAAGGACAUCCAGCGCGACCAGAUCCAAGUCAAUGGCAUCGUGUACCCUGGCAUCGUCGGCUACGACAGCCUCGUUGCAGCGCUCACCACGAUCAUUGCGAGCGUGCAUGGUAUCUACCGCGAGACGUCUCAGAAGCUGCCGCAGUACGAAGCCAUGGCCAAGCGCGUGCUCCACACGAUCAACCGCACCGAGUCGGGCGGCUCAUCAUACGAAGUGCUCAGUCGUUUGAUGCCACCCAUCGCGCUGCUUCGCCCCAACUCCAAGGACGCCAACGCCCUCGUCGUGGACAUAGACGUUGGGCCGUACGAAGCGGAGGCGCACGUGUGGUGCGUCGGCCUGCGCGUCCGCCUCCGUACGUCGACCGCCUACGUCGUUUGCGACGCCGACGACCCGACCGACGAGUGGUGUGCCAUCGACGUGGCCUAUCGCAACCGCCUCGCAUUUGCGUUCGGCGAGAGCCCGUACACGUCGACCUCGAAUGGCGCGCGCGUCGAUCGGGCGCGCAUCUCGCUGUCGGUCAUAAGUUAGAAUUUACCAUAGACGAGUGUGUCUAAUCGCUG